Molecule: messenger RNA, 946 nt
Organism: Priapulus caudatus
Lineage: Eukaryota; Metazoa; Priapulida; Priapulimorpha; Priapulimorphida; Priapulidae
Product: U6 snRNA-associated Sm-like protein LSm3
Exons: 4
Coding region: 62-373 (103 amino acids)
Biological process (GO): mRNA splicing, via spliceosome; P-body assembly
Cellular component (GO): precatalytic spliceosome; P-body; catalytic step 2 spliceosome
Molecular function (GO): RNA binding
Source: RefSeq, a predicted model, not a curated record
UUACGAUCUGUCAUUCGUUGUUUAGACCGACAACAGCAUCAAGCAUGAUACAAGAUACAAGAUGGCUGACGAUAUGGAACAAGCUGCUCCCGUUAAUACGGUGGAGGAGCCGCUAGACCUCGUGCGGCUCAGCCUCGACGAGCGAAUAUACGUGAAGAUGAGGAACGAGCGAGAGCUGCGAGGGAGACUGCAUGCAUAUGAUCAGCAUCUGAAUAUGAUCCUCGGUGAUGUGGAGGAGACGGUCACGACGGUGGAGAUAGACGAGGAGACGUACGAGGAAGUCUACAAGGCGACGAAGCGAAACAUCCCGAUGUUGUUUGUGCGCGGCGACGGCGUCAUCCUGAUCUCACCGCCGAUGCGAGCCGGAGUCUGAGGCUACACCGGCAACGCAUCAACACGAGUCGUUGCUACGGCGACGCUAUCACAUACUAUCGCUGUAGAGUGCAACGUCGACAACAUUCGUCUUCUGCCGUCAGCGAUGACGCGGCGACGGAUUGUCUACUCUUGGUAACCUGACCGACAGACGUCAACCGAGUUAUGUGUUUCAACAGUUUACUGUACUGCUGUACCACUAAACCUGUAAAUGUACACGAUUUGUGCGUAGGCAAACGCACAAUUUUUUACGUACAAAUUACCGUACAAUUUUUUUACGUAGCCUUUUGUAAAUUACUUGGUCGGAGAUAUGGGAACCAACAUGUCUUAUAAUGCAUCAAUCCUCCAUGGCAUAUUUGGUAAAGAGAGACGCAGGUUGCGGAGAAAGACGAGAAGUGUUACGUAAAUAUACAGCGAUUCAUGUGUGAAGAGAAGCGAUUGAUUGCGUGAGUGUAUCUGCAUUUGGAGAAUUUCGUGACUCGGUGCAUGUACAGACGUAGCUACGAGGAAAUAUAAUUGGCGCAGACAAAUUGUAACCAGCGAGUUUUGUAAUAAAACAAGUCGUAAAUCAACA